AUGUGGCCCCAAAGAGUAGACAGGGCUGAAAAAGGUUCAACAGACUGCAUGCUGGAAGUAAUGUAUAAGACUGGGAAGCUGUGUGGAAGUCGGAUUGGAAAGGAGAAACGGGCACAGGGAGACCAGUUAAGAGGCGAUUCUCUACGGUCACUAGGCUCUAGUGAACGGCAGGUGGCGCCCGUACACAGGAGGUCUCGUCAGCAGCUCCAGGGCAGGCCCUUUAAGGUUUCCGUCCGGUUGGAGGCCUCAGGAUCCUCGAACUCAUUCCGACUCCUCGUGCGACCCCAGACAGGAGGGACCUUUAAGCCGUCCGCCACUCCAACUUUAGCGGCGCCAAGCAGCUUUGGAAGCAGGACAAGUAACUGUGGCCAAGAUCCUUGGCUCGCUGCAAGCCUGGCGCUCCCUGGCUUCCGGGCUCGCUGCAGGAUCGCGGCCACCCUAGGGAUACAAUGUACGAGCAAACGGAGCUGCGCUGGGAGGCCGGACCAAGGUCAAGAUCCGAGACAGGAGCGCCUCGCCGCGCAGCCGCAGGCCGGGAGACGCAGCGCCGCGCUCUACGUCCACUGGCCAUACUGUGAAAAGCGGUGCUCCUAUUGUAAUUUCAACAAAUAUAUCCCCCGGAAGUUAGAUGAGGAUGCCAUACGGACAUGCCUUGUGCAAGAGGCAACAACACUGCUGAAACUCAGUGGGGUACAAAGGAUCAACUCUGUGUUCUUUGGCGGGGGGACACCAAGCCUGGCCAGCCCUUAUACUGUGGCCUCAGUUUUGGAGGCUAUAGCACAGAACACCCACUUGCCAGCCAACGCUGAAGUGACCCUAGAGGCCAACCCUACCUCAUCCAAGGCAUCAAGGCUGGCUGCCUUCCAAGUGGCAGGGAUCAAUAGAAUUUCCAUUGGCAUCCAGUCCUUAGAUGAUACAGAGCUCCAGCUGCUGGGCAGGACGCACUCAGCGUCGGAAGCCUUGGGCACCCUGGAAGAGGCCCGGCAUCUGUAUCCAGGGCGCACCUCUGUGGAUCUCAUGUUCGGCCUCCCGGGGCAGCAGGUGGAACCGUGGCUGCAGCAGCUGCAGGAGCUGCUUUCCCGCUGUGAUGACCACGUCUCUCUCUACCAGCUGACCCUGGAGAGGGGCACUCCGCUCUUUGCCCAGGUUCAGCGAAGGACCCUGCCCUCUCCAGACCCAGAAACUGCGGCUCAGAUGUACCAGGAUGGGCGAGAGGUCCUGAGGGAGGCUGGCUUCCGCCAGUACGAGGUGUCCAACUUUGCCAGAAAUGAAGCUCUCAGCACCCAUAACUGGACCUACUGGCAAGGUGGUCAGUACAUAGGUGUUGGACCUGGGGCCCAUGGGAGAUUUGUGCCCCAGGGGGAUGGAGGGAGCCUCCGGGAAGCUCGCAUCCAGACCUUGGAACCUGACAACUGGAUGAAGGAAGUUUCGUUAUUUGGACACGGCACCCGGAAGCGAGUGCCCCUGGGAGAGCUGGAGCUACUGGAGGAGGUGUUGGCUCUGGGGCUGCGCACAGACAUCGGAAUCACUCACCAGCACUGGCUGCAGUUUGAGCCCCACUUGUCCUUGUGGGAGGUGUUUGGGGAAUCUGAGGAAGUGAGGGAGCUUCAAUCCCGAGGCCUUUUGCUGCUGGACCCCAGAGGACUCCGUUGUUCCUGGAAAGGACUGGCUGUGCUGGAUACUAUUCUGCUGAGACUCCUCCUCCAGCUCCAGAAUGCCUGGGAAAACAGGUCUCCUCCCACAUUCAAGGUCACUGAGUCAGGAGCUGCCUCCCCAAGAGGCGAUUCAUGCUUCAAGUAUGGCUUGGACUAGGUAUCCCCGGAGGUGCACACCAGCUUUAAAACUCUCUGGUUCUAAUCUCAGAGAGGGCAGGAUGACCCUAUUGCAGAGGGUGGGAGGUGGAAGCAGGGGCCAGAAAGAGGG
Messenger RNA from Gracilinanus agilis (Agile Gracile Mouse Opossum), 1923 nucleotides. It is a transcript of the gene RSAD1, whose product is annotated as radical S-adenosyl methionine domain containing 1. The transcript is spliced from 12 exons. NCBI's taxonomy places the organism in Eukaryota, Metazoa, Chordata, Mammalia, Didelphimorphia, Didelphidae. The record is from RefSeq and is a predicted model, not a curated record. Gene Ontology annotation, cellular component: cytoplasm. Gene Ontology annotation, molecular function: coproporphyrinogen oxidase activity; 4 iron, 4 sulfur cluster binding. Gene Ontology annotation, biological process: porphyrin-containing compound biosynthetic process. The coding region runs from base 1 to 1812 and encodes 603 amino acids.